Messenger RNA from Cladophialophora psammophila CBS 110553, 234 nucleotides. RefSeq lists its product as uncharacterized. The record is from RefSeq and is a predicted model, not a curated record. Lineage: Eukaryota; Fungi; Ascomycota; Eurotiomycetes; Chaetothyriales; Herpotrichiellaceae. The transcript has a single exon. Bases 1 to 234 code for a protein of 77 amino acids.
AUGAACGGAGGCAUAAAGGACUUUUUGGGUCAUUACACCAAAUGGCUGACGGAUCUAUUACAACUCAGCAAGACGUGGAGGGCGGAAAUGAUCAACGACGAUCUUAUGCAUAGCAUUUCAGAUGAGGUUCUCGGGAAGCAAGUCGGUGACUAUUGGAUGAGCACCGCCAGCAUGAUGGAGAUUGGGCCCUGCAAUCCUCUACAGAAAUUGCACCGAGAUUUCGGGAACUGGUGA